AUGGCACCGGUUUCAUUGCCUCCUGGAUUUCGAUUUCAUCCAACGGAUGAAGAGCUCGUGGCUUAUUACCUCAAAAGAAAGAUCAAUGGCCGAAAAAUAGAUCUUGAAAUCAUACCAGAAGUUGAUCUCUACAAGUGUGAACCAUGGGACCUUCCAGGAAAAUCAUUAUUGCCGAGCAAAGACCUCCAAUGGUACUUCUUUAGCCCGCGAGACCGAAAGUACCCAAACGGGUCAAGGACAAAUCGGGCAACAAAAGCCGGAUACUGGAAGGCCACCGGCAAGGACAGAAAUGUAAAUUCGCAAAUGAGGGCUGUUGGCAUGAAGAAAACCCUAGUGUAUUACAGAGGAAGGGCGCCUCAUGGGUCUCGAACGGAUUGGGUCAUGCACGAGUACCGUUUAGACGAAAAAGAAUGUGAAACUCCCAUAGGCUUGCAGGACGCUUAUGCCCUUUGCCGCGUGUUCAAGAAAAGCUUGAACAUCCCGAAAAUCGGCAACCAUUAUAACAUUGCCUCGGCCAGUGACCGGUCCUCAAGCAUCGACCUACAUUGUGAUGGAAAGUACGAAAAUGACCCUAUGAACAUAAUCGGCUCCUCAUCGAAUGAUUUGACAUGGUCGCAAUACUUAUCAGACGACCCAUUUACUUUCACCAAUAAUCCGUACUCCAAUCCAUCACCCGUGAUACCUUAUCCACCCUCAAAGGUUGACAUAGCAUUAGAAUAUGCAAGGUUACAAAAUCGUUUAAUUACUCUGCCUCCAUUGGAAGUCAAUGACUAUUCGCAGGAUGAUUUUGCCGAUAAUCGGACAAUGGGGUCGAAUUCGAGUCUUUUCCAUGGGAAUAUUAUUACAAAUCAACAGCCAGAUAUUGUGCAAGAGAUUCUUUCAAUUGCUCAAGUUUCUAAUGAUAUUCAAAACGAUGAGGCUGGAAUUUAUGCACCGGUCGAUGAUUUUUCAGCUUUUCUUCAUGGUAGCCAGCUGGCACCACCUGAUAUGAGUUCAUCCCAAUACAUUGAAAUUGGUGAUGAAAGAGAUGAAAUUUUCCAGACUGUUGGGAGAAUGGAUGAGAAUUUGAGAUGGAUUGGAAUGUCUGAUGAGGAACUUGAAAAGGCAUUUUCAGAUGAUUUCAAGACAGUUCCAAUAGAGAAUUUCUCCAAUAUCCAGAGAGAAUACCAAGAUUUUGAAGGAGAAACAAGCAACAACCACAACUUCGAAGUGUACGAGAAGAUCGAAAUCAAUCGCGGGUUGCUUGUUUCGACCCGACAAGUGCCUAAUACAUUUUACCACAAAGUCGUGCCUUCUAAGACGGUCAAAGUCCACAUAAACCCCACAAUGGUGCAUCUGGGCUCGAUGGAUGUUUCUAAAAAUGGAAGCUUUUCGGCAAAUUUGGUGCCAUUUUCAAGAAAUAUGGUGAGGAGCAUGAGCUUGAAGAUUAUGAAGUUUGAUGAUAGUGUUGAAAGAGGGAGCUUAUGUGAGAACUCCUUCAUGGAGUCCAUAUACGACAAAUGUUCACUUUGA
Messenger RNA from Striga asiatica, 1512 nucleotides. The record is from the annotation of a GenBank genome assembly. NCBI's taxonomy places the organism in Eukaryota, Viridiplantae, Streptophyta, Magnoliopsida, Lamiales, Orobanchaceae.